Messenger RNA from Sphaeramia orbicularis (orbiculate cardinalfish), 2101 nucleotides. RefSeq names its product toll-like receptor 5. Lineage: Eukaryota; Metazoa; Chordata; Actinopteri; Kurtiformes; Apogonidae. Gene Ontology annotation, molecular function: protein binding. The transcript is spliced from 2 exons. The record is from RefSeq and is a predicted model, not a curated record. Bases 146 to 2065 code for a protein of 639 amino acids.
AUAAAAGAGGUGACGCAACAUUCUCAAAUAAAAAUGCAGUGGACAGAAAUCUGUGCAGAGGAGUUGGGAUUUUCUCACCACAGAGAUCUGAUUAUUAUUUCAAACAAGGAGACGUUGUAGGUGGAUUUCAUUCGACAGAGCGAAGAUGUCGACUCUGGCUCUUCAGGCAGUUGUCAUCUGUGUUCUCCUACAGGUUCCAGGUGUCUUCCCAUCAUGCCUCAUAACGGGCCCCAUAGCCAGCUGUGCCCACCAGAACCUGCGUUGGGUUCCUGCUCUCCCUCCGAACAUCACCCACCUUUACCUGGAAAUGAAUCGAAUUGGGGAAAUCAACGCCACGUCAUUGUCAGGCCUUGAGAAGUUGCAGCAUCUGGACCUUGGACACCAGUUUAAGCCACUUGUGAUCAGAGACAACGCCUUCAAAAAUCAGAGACACCUGACCAGACUCACACUGGGCUCCAACGUUGGCCUUCAGCUGGAACCUCAGGCCUUCGUGGGUUUAUCCGCUUUGAAAAACCUGGACCUGAACUACUGCUCACUUCAGGACAGCAUACUGAAGGACAACUACAUGGAGCCGCUGACGUCUUUAGAGACUUUGAACCUGUUUGGUAACAAAAUAAACAGAAUCCAGCCAUCGAUGUUCUUUAAAAACAUGACUCAUUUGAAAGACUUGAAUCUCAAGCUGAACAAAAUCGACAAGAUAUGUGAGCCUGAUCUGGCUGGUUUUGAAGGAAAGCGCUUCAGUUUCUUGCACCUAGACUCCGUCUUCCUCACAAAAAUGAAUGCAAGAAGCUUUGACUGGGAAAAAUGUGGGAAUCCCUUCAGAGGAAUGUCCAUCGAGACACUUAGCUUUUCCAGUAACGGGUUAGGAUUACACCAACUGAAGCAGUUCUUUAAAGCCAUCAAGGGGACUAAGAUCUCUCAUCUCAAACUGUCAGGACAUGUGGGGAGAGGAUUUUCAUUCAACAACCUUCCUGAUCCGGAUCGCAGCACAUUUGAAGGCCUGAGGAACAGUUCAUUAAACAUCUUAGAUUUGUCUAAGAACAGGGUAUUUGCAUUGCAACAGGGGGUUUUCAGUCCGCUCAAAGACGUUAAAGUCAUUGAUAUUUCACAAAACAGGGUGAAUCAGAUACGCAGGAGAGCCUUCGAAGGUCUUCAGGGACACUUAAUAAUGCUCAACCUCUCUUACAACCUGCUCGGGGAAAUCUAUUCUGACACUUUUUCAUCUUUGACGUCUUUGAAAAUCCUGGAUCUAUCUCACAAUCACAUCGGUGCACUUGGUUUUAACUCUUUUAGCGGACUUCCCAACUUAAAAGCUUUAUUUCUCACAGGAAACUCCAUACGACAACUAGGUUUCCUUGCGUCGUUACCAAAUUUAGAUAACCUGAUGCUGAACAACAACAGGUUGGCGUCGCUGUAUGGUAUCACACAGUUGGCCAAUAACACUACGCAUCUAGAUAUUUCAUACAACAGAUUAACAGAUCUAGCGGGUGUUGACACCAUUCUAAGUACAAUGAAAAACCUUCAGUAUCUUUUUUACGGAGGAAACACAAUUAGAUGGUGCACCCCAUAUAGACGUGCAUCAGUUACCGAUCUAAAAAUCCUGGAUCUUCACAGCAGCUCCUUGCAGUCUAUUUGGUCUAAAGGGAAAUGUCUGGAUCUGUUUGACAAUCUCAGCAAUGUAAUUAAACUAAACUUGACCUUCAACAGCCUGCAGACUCUUCCCACAGGCAUCUUCAAGGGUCUCACAUCAGUACUGGUGAUUGACCUCUCAUCCAACGCCUUGACUUAUCUCCAGCCAGACGACUUCCCCAAAAGUCUGCAAUUUCUCAGCCUCGCGAACAACUUCAUAGCCUCCCCGCCUCCAUCAGCUUUCCACUCUCUCCUCUUCCUCGACCUCAAAAUGAAUCGGUUUCACUGUGGACCUGAUCUGAACGGCUUCCUGACUUGGAUGAAGGAGACCAACGUGACCUUCGUAAGCCCUGUAGAGGAGCUCAGAUGUGAAUUUCCAUCUAGUUUCCAAGGUGUUAAACUUUUGGAUUACUCUGCUCAGGUCACACAGCAGUAAAAACAAAGAAAUUCAAGGAAAAAAAAAAAAAAAAUC